AUGUGCUUGCACCCAAGCGCUGGCGUCGAUCUUCUCGGGAGAUCCACGCCCGGUGGUGCUUUUCCAGUUCUGAACACGAAUUACCCGCAGACUCGCAAGAGGUCGGGGCGUUCCCCCGGCAUGACAAUUGGGCGCCACGUCGACGAGGUCGUCGUGAAGAGAGCUCGGAGCCUGGCGCGUGGCAUGGUGGCCGAGCGCAUGGAGCCGCGGGCCAUCGAAAGGGCCACCGAAAGGGCCGAAGGUUGGCAACGUUUACGUCUUUUACGGAGGCCGCAUUCCUCCAGCGGUGAGGCCCAACGAGCUGCAUGA
Molecule: messenger RNA, 309 nt
Organism: Prorocentrum cordatum
Lineage: Eukaryota; Dinophyceae; Prorocentrales; Prorocentraceae
Source: the annotation of a GenBank genome assembly